Molecule: messenger RNA, 1761 nt
Organism: Cannabis sativa
Lineage: Eukaryota; Viridiplantae; Streptophyta; Magnoliopsida; Rosales; Cannabaceae
Exons: 9
Coding region: 1-1761 (586 amino acids)
Source: RefSeq, a predicted model, not a curated record
AUGGCAAUCACUCGGUCAUCUUCAUCCCCUUCUCCAGUUCUCAAAAAGAAAUCAAAAAUGGGCAAGAAAUCUUUGGCCAACAAAUCCAAGGGUAAACGCCCAAUCAUUGAUGAUUUUGAUUCUGAUUUUGAAGCUCCCAUGCCGAAGCGUGUGAAACCCACUUCUUCGAAGAAAUCGAAGCUGAACUUGGAGGAGUCCUCGCUUCCAGAAAUUUCUGGGAAAAAAUUUCAGAAACCUGUUACACAUUCUGCAGAUCGGACUGAGGUUAUGUGUUUUGUUUUCGUUUUUGGUGUUUUCAAUCAUUCUUCGUUAGUUUCUUUUCAGUUUUUAAAUAGUUUGUUACUGGUUUGGGACUGUAAAUUUAGUCCUUCUGAUUUUUACAGAUCUAAGUGUGUGUGCACCAGUGUGUAUUCUUUUGGGCAUUUUCUGGAUAUGCCUGAGUUUGUUUUUCACCCACAAGUCGUUCAUAGUUUACUACUAAGGGAAGUUUUACAGCCUAAUCCUAAGGAGUUUUGGGCUAAGGUUGCUGGCCGUUGCAUACGGUUUAGUGCCGAAGAAUUUUACCUUAUUUCUGGUUUAGAUUGUUUCGGUGAUUGCAACAACAAUACUCCUGACAAAGAAGUGUCUAGGUUUGUUCUAGAUAUAGUUGAUAGCGGUCGGUGGGAUGAGUAUUGUUGGGGUAGGGAAUCAUUUGAAUUGACAAUUGACUCAUUCAAAGAGAGUUUCAUCUUCUAUUCCCGUGAUUCGAAUCGGAGCAACACCAUCGUCACCAAAAAUCCAACCCUUCGAGACUUGAAGGGCAAGAUUUUUGAUUUACCUUUGGAGAAGUUGAAGAUAAAAAACAUGCGUCCUACUGAUGAAGAGAGGCAGCAGCUUCAACUUGACGGUCUAUUUCUCGAUGAAUCUAUUGAUGAACGUGGUGUAGUGAAGCAAUCCUUCGAUGGUGGCUCAUCUUCAAAGAAGUCUGAUUCAGCAGAUAUUGAUUGGAUGAAAUCUAAGCUGGAGAUGCUCAGUUCGAAUCAAUCAUCAUUGGCCGAGGACUUCAUUUCGUUGAGGUGUUUUGUUGAUUUUAAUUUCAAAUCUGUAAUGACUGUAAUUAAGGAUAUCCAAGAGAAGGUUAAUGCCAUUCAUCGUCGUCCUUCUGACGAGGGAAAGUCAUCGGAUGAAUUAGUAACUCAAGAUUCUGAUGAUGAUCCUGAUGAUGAUGAUGAUGAUGAUGAUGCCGAGGAUGAUGACAAGCAAUUGCCUGAUCCAGAAAAUAUUGAUUCCGACUCCGACGAUGGUGGUGAGUUGGUUAAAGUUGGUGGGGAUGCUGAUGAUGCUGACAAGGCUGUUACUGCUGUCCCUUCUGCUGAUGUGAAUCCUUCUGAGGAUGUUGGAGGGAGUGAUAAAAAUGUUAAGGAUGUUGAGAAGCCGAAGGGCGAUGAGUCUCGAUUGAAGGGGGACGAUUUCUUUGAUGGGUUGAGCCAGCUUGUAAUAGAUGAUGAUCAAGUUGUGUUGGCUGGCUUGGAGGCUGUUGCUAAAAUCAAUGUCCCCGCACCCAAUCCAGAUGUUGUUGGUGAAAAGUCAGAUGCCAUUCAUACUGAUGAAGAAACUGAGGAUACUGUCUCUGAUACACCUCUGUUGGAUAAGAGGAAGCGUGCUCCGGCCUUGAAAUCUCCAUUUGUUGAUUUCGGGUCCGUCGAUGUCGGGAGCACUCCAAUGGAGCUUAUGUCCUCGUGUUCUCGUCCGCUGGGGAUGAUAGGGAUUUCAAAAUGGUGA